AUGUCUGCCGAAGAACAGCUUCAAGAUGUCAACGAGAGCGAAAUCGAGUCCAACUGGGACCAGGUCGUUGACAACUUCGAUAACAUGGACCUCAAGCCCGAGCUCCUUCGUGGCGUCUACGCCUACGGUUUCGAGCGCCCCUCUGCCAUCCAGCAGCGCGCGAUCGUCCCCGUCGUGAAGGGCCACGAUGUCAUUGCCCAGGCCCAGUCCGGUACCGGCAAGACCGCCACCUUCUCCAUCUCGAUCCUCCAGCAGCUCGACGUGAGCCUGCGUCAAUGCCAGGCACUCAUCCUCGCCCCCACCCGUGAGCUCGCCCAGCAGAUCCAAAAGGUCGUCAUUGCCCUUGGCGACUACAUGAACGUCGAGUGCCACGCCUGCGUUGGUGGCACCAACGUCCGCGAAGACAUGGCCAAGCUCCAGGAGGGAGUCCAUGUCAUCGUCGGUACUCCCGGCCGCGUGUACGACAUGAUCAACCGUCGCGCCCUCAAGUCGGACCACAUCAAGAUCUUCUGUCUCGACGAGGCUGACGAGAUGCUGUCCCGCGGCUUCAAGGAGCAGAUCUACGAGCUCUUCCAGCUUCUCCCCUCAGACACGCAGGUCGUCCUCCUCUCCGCCACCAUGCCCGCCGACGUGCUCGAGGUGACGAAGAAGUUCAUGCGCGACCCCGUGCGCAUCCUCGUCAAGCGGGAUGAGCUUACGCUCGAAGGUAUCAAGCAGUUCUACAUCGCCGUUGAGAAGGAGGAGUGGAAACUUGACACGCUUUGCGAUCUCUACGAGACCGUCACCAUCACCCAGGCCGUCAUCUUCUGCAACACCCGGCGGAAGGUCGACUGGCUCACCGAGAAGAUGCACUCGCGCGAGUUCACCGUGUCUGCCAUGCACGGUGAUAUGGAGCAGAAGCAGCGUGAGGUCCUGAUGAAGGAGUUCCGUUCUGGUUCCUCCCGUGUCCUGAUCACGACCGACCUGCUUGCGCGUGGCAUUGACGUGCAGCAAGUGUCGCUCGUCAUCAACUACGACCUCCCCACGAACCGGGAGAACUACAUUCACCGGAUCGGUCGUGGCGGUCGGUUUGGCCGCAAGGGUGUUGCCAUCAACUUCGUGACGACCGAGGACGUGCGGAUGCUUCGCGAUAUUGAACAGUUCUACAACACCCAGAUUGAUGAAAUGCCUCUGAACGUCGCGUGA
This is a messenger RNA of Coniophora puteana RWD-64-598 SS2, 1185 nucleotides long. RefSeq names its product DEAD-domain-containing protein. NCBI's taxonomy places the organism in Eukaryota, Fungi, Basidiomycota, Agaricomycetes, Boletales, Coniophoraceae. The transcript is spliced from 6 exons. Gene Ontology annotation, molecular function: RNA binding; ATP binding; RNA helicase activity. Bases 1 to 1185 code for a protein of 394 amino acids. The record is from RefSeq and is a predicted model, not a curated record.